AUGAACAACGAUGCCGAUAAGAAAUUUUAUGCCUCAUACGGGUUUGAGGAGAGUGGUGAGGCCUUGGAGGUGGUUAGAAAGUCCGCGGAGGAAGGUGAAGAGGGUGUGAAGGGCCAGUUUGUGAGCAUGGCUGCGAGGGAGGGUGUAAUCAGAGCGCUGGUAAACGAGAGGAGAGCGGGACUGAUGGAUGGCGUGGGAAAAUGGACCAGGUGGCGCAAGGGAUGCGAGCAUCUAAGAACACUACGGGCUGAGGAGUUGGCGGCGAGGAAAAGGGGAAAGCGAGAAAACAAGCCAGAGGAGGUCUUGGAGGAGAUAAGCCAGGAGCAGGAGAGCCUGGAGGAGGCCUUGAAGAAGCUAGAUAAGUUAAAGGGGGAGAUGCUGAAGCUGGAGUUCUUGAAGGAGACCUCAGAGGAGGUGAUCUCAAGACGGAAGUUCAAGGAGCAGAGGCUGAAAGAGAAGUUGAAGGAGUAUACCACCAGGAAAGAGAUAUCGGAGAAGAAGAUCCUUAAGUUGGAGAUCCUCAUGGAGUCUUUCUCUCUCUUGAAAGAUAUUCCGCGGAAUAAGCUGCAGGCGGAUAAUGCUCGGAUGUCUUUCUCUCUCAUGGAAGGUAUCCCGCAAAAUGAGCAACCGGGAAAGAUGGAAACAAGGUCUCUCUUUCGAGAUAUCUCUUGCCGAACUUCGCCAAGCAUCUCGUUCCCUUCUUUCGAGUUGGACUGUACCACGAGAUGGACUGCAGAGAGGGGCAACAUUGCAGAGACGGACGACAUUGUCGAAACGAUCGAAAACCAAGAGUCUCACGAGGACGACCGAGAAACAAGGUGA
This is a messenger RNA of Sordaria macrospora k-hell, 822 nucleotides long. RefSeq lists its product as uncharacterized. NCBI's taxonomy places the organism in Eukaryota, Fungi, Ascomycota, Sordariomycetes, Sordariales, Sordariaceae. The record is from RefSeq and is a predicted model, not a curated record.